Messenger RNA from Populus trichocarpa (black cottonwood), 3977 nucleotides. Its product is annotated as probable E3 ubiquitin-protein ligase RZFP34. The record is from RefSeq and is a predicted model, not a curated record. NCBI's taxonomy places the organism in Eukaryota, Viridiplantae, Streptophyta, Magnoliopsida, Malpighiales, Salicaceae. Gene Ontology annotation, molecular function: zinc ion binding; ubiquitin protein ligase activity. Gene Ontology annotation, biological process: ubiquitin-dependent protein catabolic process; protein ubiquitination. The transcript has 12 exons. Gene Ontology annotation, cellular component: nucleus. The coding region runs from base 2441 to 3343 and encodes 300 amino acids.
UUCAAAAAAUUUCGAACUCUCUCGAAUCUCUCCUCUCUCAUAACCCGAAUUUCUCGCCCUAUAAAAACCAGACUCAGAUUCAAAUCUCCCUCAUAUUCUCUCCUCAUCACGCACACUCUCUAAGAAAUAACACGAGAUUUAAGGAGAUUUUUGAACGGAGCUCCGAGAACAACAAUCGGAUCUUACCGUUAAAACCACCGAAACUUCGGAUCGGCGGUGAAAGUUCGUUUUUCUGAUUAAAAAUUUCACUCAAUUUGAUAAUAUUCUCUUUUAAUUCUGUUUGUUUAUAUCGUAGCUUAAUUUUUGUGAGGUACGUGCUAAAAUAAUCAUAUAGACGUACUUUAAGUUUUGUCUGGUUUCUAAGAAAAUUGAGUGCAAGAAACGGAAAAUGUGAUUACGUUUAAUGUUUGAGGUUACCGGGAAACGUGAGGUUUUAAUGUUAGAAUUUGUUUUUCAUUUAUUUUCGUCUGUGUAUUGUGACGUGUCCUUAUGUGAUGUUAAUCGCGUAAUAACGUAGAAAAUUUUUGUGAUUUUAUUUCUUGUCUAUUAUUUUGCUUAAUUGAUGCAUAGUGAUGUUUGUUGUUUGUCUUUUUUAUGUGAAAUGUAUUUUUGGCUUGAGGAUGUUGGUGGUUGGAUAGGUGUAGUUGUCUAUUGAAUUUUGAGAAAGGAAGUGCUUGUGGAAUUUUAUGUAUUUUUCGUUAGGGAGACCUUGAAUCCACAGAAGUGAAUGUUAAAAAUCGGCGGAAAUUUAUUGUUUUUCCGUGGAUUAUUCGUCAACUGUUCUGCGGAUUUCAGAGCUCCCUUUGAAUUAACGUGAAAUGAACUUUCCGAUGAGCUGUUUGUGAUUACUAAUGUUACACGUACAAAACUAAAGAUUCUCAAGGUGGAAGUCCCGGGGAGAGUUUCUAACUUAGAGAGGUUCUGUAUGGGGUAUGUGGCACUCUUAUUUAACUGUUUUCAAGGUAGUUUAGGUCUAUAGUUUGGUGGUAGAUUGAGGUUGCCGUGAACUGAUUCAAAUUUUGAUGGAAAAGAAAAGAAAUGCAUUUUUCAUAUCAUGUUCUCCCUUUUUUGGAAGAUAUCUACUUAACAUAGGACUAACUUUCCAAGAUUUUGUUGGAGGGAUGUAGCUUAGAACAGUGAUGGCUCUUUUGUAAUUUCUGCUAUUUUUUAGCAUUUUGUUACUCUGGAGUUUUACAGGAAUGUUGUGAGUGGAGUUCAGAAAUCUUGUGGGUGGAGAAGUCGGUGUAGUUAGGGUCCUUUCUGUAAUCCUGAAGUUGUGCAGUGAAGGGUUGGGGUAAGCAUUAUAUUUAGGGAUUUUCUGCAGGAUAUGCCCUAAAUUGCAGGUGUUCAUGUGCUCAAGUUUGGUAGGUGCCUGCAUAAAGUUAGGUUUCUCGUGUUCUUCGUGGACAAUGCCAUCUUGACCAGCGUUGGGGGUGUAAGCUAAGCACAAAGAGCUACUUGUUUGUUUCUCGUGUUUCUAAACAUAAACAUACAAUGAAGCAGGGGGUUGAAACACCUAAUAACUGAAAUAAUGAUUAUGGCUUCACCAGUGAAUCUUCCUUCCACAGUUAGAGCUAGGUCUGUUAUAUCAUCCUUUCACCAGCCAUCAUGCUCAGAACUUCCACAUCUACUCUCUUUUCAUCCAACAGAAUUCGAGAUUGUUUACAGAAGAAGUUAGUGAUUGUUUCCCUGUGUCAUUUAUUAUCGAUGGAAACAUGGGCAAUAGGAAUUGAUAGUUUGUUUCUCCUUUUUUUCAACCUUGUUUAUACCUUGAACCUGGGAGUGUCAGUGUCCUUAGUCUGGAGAAAGGUGUGCUAUUUUGUUUGGGGAAAUUGGUAAUUAGAGGAGCAAGUUUCCUUCAUGGUUUGUCCCAUAAAGUUAUAAUUCUCCUGGUCAUGAUUUAGAUAGAGAGGGAGCGGCUGAGAUUCAAAUGGGCUGUCUUUGACAAGAGGGAAACCUCUGAUGUGCUGAUGAUAGAAUUUCUUUUUAAGUUUUGGUAAGUUCAAUUCUCAGAGGAGACUGGGUUUCAGAGUUGCUAUUUGAGGUUGCCAUGUCCAGAGUAACUGGACUUUGGUUCUGGGACUUCUUCAAGGAAUCGAGUGAUCAUGCAAUGCUAUUCUUACUAAUGGCUGAAGGCUCUGGAGUUCCUGAGUGCUGCAUUGUAGUUGUACUUAUAUAUCUUCUUGUUUUGAUGAUUCUUCUCUUGGAGUAUUGGUGAUUGGACUUUGGAGCUGUUCAGCGUUAGUUGGAUUAUGUUGUUGCUGAUUUCAAUUGAUCUGCAGACGUGUACAAGAAAGCUCAUGGGGUGUUUGGUGGCUUGAUCGGGUGCUAAAUAUGCCUUCUGAAGUUUUAGAAUCUUUUCUAAAUUUGUUUCAAUGCGCAGGUGUUCCAGGUUUAUUUGCCAACUUCUCAAUAGUUAUUAUUGCCUGAAGAUAUUGCCAUGGCAGAAGUAGAUAUUAAGAGUUUUGAUCCUCAAGAAUUCAGACUAUUUCAACAAAUGGGCUCAUGCUCACAGCAUUUUAAUGAAGAUUUCAUCUUCUCAGAAGAAUCAAUGAAUGUGGAAACUCCUCAAAUACUAGAUAAAGGAUUAAUGGAAUAUGGAUGCCUGCACUAUCGGAGAAGGUGCCGCAUCAGAGCACCUUGCUGUAAUGAAGUAUUUGAUUGCCGUCAUUGUCAUAACGAGGCGAAGAACAAUAUCAAUGUUGAUCAGAAGCAUAGACAUGACAUGCCACGCCAUGAAGUCAAACAGGUGAUAUGCUCGCUUUGUGGCACUGAACAAGAGGUUCAACAAGUUUGUAUCAACUGUGGUGUGUGCAUGGGAAAGUACUUCUGUGAGACUUGCAAGCUGUUUGAUGAUGAUACAUCUAAGAAACAGUAUCAUUGUGAUGGCUGUGGGAUUUGCAGAAUUGGAGGACCUGAGAAUUUCUUCCAUUGUUACAAAUGUGGCUGCUGCUACUCGAAUCUUCUGAAGAAUAGCCACCCCUGUGUAGAGGGCGCGAUGCAUCAUGACUGCCCUGUCUGCUUUGAGUUUUUAUUUGAGUCGAGAUAUGAUGUGACUGUCUUGCCAUGUGGACACACCAUUCACGAGAGCUGCUUAAAGGAAAUGAGGGAUCAUUAUCAAUAUGCUUGCCCUCUUUGCUCGAAGUCAGUUUGUGAUAUGUCUAAGGUAUGGGAGAAAUUCGACAUGGAAAUUGCAGCCACACCAAUGCCAGAACCUUACCUGAAUAAAAUGGUUUGGAUCCUUUGCAAUGAUUGUGGAAAGUCCUCAGAAGUGCAAUUCCAUGUAGUAGCUCAGAAAUGCAUGAACUGCAAGUCCUAUAAUACUCGUCAAACAAGAAGCUGAGCAGUGGCUGCAAGGACAACGCAGCUAGAAAAACAAACAACGGUGAUGAUGAAGACUUCUAUGCUGAAAGCAAUAAAAUUGCAUCUCGAUCCAUGUAUAUGUAUAUAUAUCCAUGGAUGUGGAAGGAUCUGAGAUCCUGUGGAGGGCUUGUGUUUUCGCUUUUCUUUCCCCGUUCGCUUUCCUGAUCCAUUUUGUCUUCCUUUUAUCCUCCCCCAAUUGAAUGACGUACUCAAGAAACCUCCAGUCAAAGUGGUGGUCAUGCGAAUAAAGUGUCCUCUUCCUUGUAUUUUGUUAGCAGAUGUUUAUAGGGAAAAUGAAAGUGUCGUAGUUAUGUCCGUGUCGGAAGGUGCUGUAGAUCAUCAUGGUUCGGUGCAGCAAGCAGAUAGUAGAUAGGUGUGCAUCAAAGUUCCAGCUAUCUUGUGUGGGAUUGUUGUGAUGGUGUGUGAGUGUUGCGCCUGAAAGUAUCGUGUGCACAGCUGAAAUAGGCUCCGGUGAUCAUCUUCUGCUUCCAACUUGCAUGAAAAUGGAAAGCGGUUUGCCUGUGAUUUUCAUUGCCAUUUUCACUGAGAGGUUUCAUCUAUUUGUCAGGGAUAUUUUAUGUGGUAUCCUGCAAAUUACUGUUUUGUUUCAUUAA